AUGGGUGACUGGAGCUUUCUGGGGCGGCUGUUGGAAAAUGCACAGGAACACUCAACGGUCAUUGGGAAGGUCUGGCUGACGGUCCUCUUCAUCUUCAGGAUCCUGGUGCUUGGUGCUGCAGCAGAGGAAGUGUGGGGAGACGAGCAGUCUGACUUCACGUGCAACACGCAGCAGCCUGGUUGUGAGAAUGUCUGCUAUGAUGAGGCCUUCCCAAUCUCACACAUCCGCUUCUGGGUGCUGCAAAUCAUCUUCGUGUCCACACCUACUCUCAUUUAUCUGGGCCAUGUGCUUCACAUUGUACGGAUGGAGGAAAAACGCAAGGAGAAAGAGGAGGAACUGCGCAAGGCCAGUAGGUUCCAGGAGGACAAAGACCUUUUCAGAAAUGGAGGUGCAGGAGGAGCAGGCGAAGGAGGUGGAGGUGGUAGUGGGAAAAAAGAAAAGCCUCCAAUACGAGAUGAGCAUGGCAAAAUCCGGAUCAGAGGCGCCCUCCUGCGCACCUAUAUUUUCAACAUUAUCUUCAAGACUUUGUUUGAAGUGGGCUUCAUCUUGGGCCAGUACUUCCUUUAUGGGUUCCAACUUAGACCCCUAUACAAAUGUGCAAGAUGGCCCUGCCCAAACACAGUGGACUGCUUUAUCUCCAGGCCCACUGAAAAGACCAUCUUUAUCAUAUUUAUGCUUGUGGUGGCUUGUGUGUCUCUUGUGCUGAAUCUUUUAGAAAUCUAUCACCUAGGAUGGAAGAAAGUCAAACAGGGCAUAACCAACGAGUUUGUGCCAGAGCGUGAAUCGCUACCCGGCAAUGCUGAUGACACUGGGGGAGUCGACGAUGUCACAAUGCUCCCACUGGUCAGCUCAUCUCCUCCUGUCCUCAACCAACCUCCCAACUACACAGAUAUGGCUGUGUUGGGAAGCAAUGCAAUCCACCCCCCAACAACCUUAGCCCUAGUAACCCCUGAAGCAGAGUACAAGGCUGACCCACAUAAUGAGGUUCCUCCACCCUCCCUAUAUAGCAGCAACAACAGCAACAACCAUCAACUGACCAUGGAGCAGAACUUCGCGAACAAGGUGGCUGAGCUACAGAAAAGUGAAAUGAAGCCCAUAACUCCAAGCCUCUCUUCCUCAUCCUCCUCUUCCUCUUUAAGCGAUCAGAUGGAGGACAAGGAAUCAGUUCAUCCUUCCUCCAUCUGCACAGCUGAUUUUCUCAGCGAUGGGAGGAGUGAACCAGACACAGGCCCUGGUGUGACGAUCACCACGGUGGAGAUGCAUCAGCCACCAAUCAUGAUGACAGAUAUCUGUCGUCUUAGCAGAGCCAGCAAAACCAGCAGCAUCAGGGCCAGACCUGAUGACUUGGCAGUCUAG
Molecule: messenger RNA, 1356 nt
Organism: Pygocentrus nattereri (red-bellied piranha)
Lineage: Eukaryota; Metazoa; Chordata; Actinopteri; Characiformes; Serrasalmidae
Product: gap junction alpha-3 protein-like
Exons: 1
Coding region: 1-1356 (451 amino acids)
Biological process (GO): cell communication
Cellular component (GO): connexin complex
Source: RefSeq, a predicted model, not a curated record